UCAUCUCUAUUCAAUUGGCUGUGGGCAUCGUGGUGGUUGUGGGUACUGUCGCCAUUUGCAAUUUGUGAUUACUCCGUGCGCUGGUGUCAUCGUGUUUUUCCUUACAAAUAAAGUGGAAUUACGAGCGGAAAUCGUUAAGCGGACUAAGUUAGUGAAGUGCAUAGAGCUACGUUUAUAUUUGGUGAAUAGAAGAAUACCUGUUGAAGCAACAUGAAACGUGAAAAUUUGGGAAAUGGUGGUGAUAGCCACGAUUUGAAAAGGAAACGUCUUGAUGAUGAUGUCGUUCGUCUUUUAAUCCCAAGCCGAAUUGCUGGAGCUGUAAUCGGCAAAGGCGGCCAGCAUAUUCAAAAGAUGAGAUCUCAGUAUAAAGCCACUGUGUCUGUCGACGAUUGCCAAGGUCCCGAACGCACGAUCCUCAUUUCUUCCGAUCCUGAAUCGGUUAUCAGCAUCGUCAGCGAGAUGCUGAAAUAUUUUGAGGAGCGUGAUGAUGAAGUUGAUGUUCGUAUGUUAAUCCACCAAAGCUUAGCUGGAUGUGUGAUUGGAAAAGGCGGUGCAAAAAUUAAGGAGAUCCGAGAUAAAAUUGGCUGCCGCAUCUUGAAGGUGUUCUCCAAUGUUGCACCGCAGAGUACCGACCGUAUAGUGCAAGUGAUUGGUAAGGCAGAUCAGUGUGUAGAAGCUGUUCGUGAAGUUUUGGAUUUGACCCGAGAGACGCCUAUUAAAGGGGCUAUUCACAACUAUGAUCCAGUCAAUUUCGAUGAAAUGUUUGCCGAUGAGUACGGGGGCUAUGGUGAAGGUCGUCAAAAUGGAGGUGGUGGAAACUUCCGUGAUCGGCAGUCAAGAUUUGAUCGCCGUGGGGAUCGAUUCAAUGACCGCGGAGGUGAUCGACGUGAUGAUCGCAGCCGGAGCGGUGGUCGAAGAAACGAUCGCGAAUACAUAAAUCCAUGGGCCAACAAUAAUUUGAAUAAUGGUCCCAACAACUUUGGUAGUGGCGGAGGAAGCGGUGGUGGUUUCAACAAUGGGUCUGGAUUCGGUGGAGGCGGUGGCAACUUUGGAUCGGGAGGUGGCAGCAAUUAUGGAUCCAGUGGUGGCAACUUUGGCUCCGGUGGUGGUGGCAACUUCGGGCCUGGAGGUGGAUCCGGAAACUUCGGCUCCGGUGGCGGCAGUGGAGGCGGUAAUUUUGGUGCAGGCGGUGGUAGCUUCGGACCAGGCGGCGGAAGUGGUGGAUAUGGGUCAGGUGGUGGCAAUUAUGGAGGUGGCAACUUUGGUGGUGGAGCGGGCAAUGGAUCAGGAGGAUAUGGAAGCAAUUUGGGGAAUAAUAUGGGAGGAGGAAACAUGGGCGGUGGAUUCGGUGGCCGCGGUGGCGGCAUGAAUGGUGGCAACUCUGGUGGUGGUGGCGGCGGCGGUGGAGACAACAGUACACAAGUUUCAAUCCCUAAAGAUUUGGCUGGUGCUAUCAUUGGUAAAGCUGGCAAUCGAAUCCGACGCAUUCGUAAUGAAUCCGGUGCGUACAUCACCAUUGACGAACCGUUGCCCGGAUCGAAUGACCGCAUCAUUACAAUAUCUGGCAAUCCAAAGCAGAUACAAAUGGCGCAGUAUCUACUUCAGCAAAGUGUUCGCGAAAAUCGCAACAAAUUUUAAAUUAACCCCUACGUUUUAAGUUGACUCCUUGUUUAUUGUCUAACAAGGAAGAAAGGACAACCAAUGGUGUGCGUUUACAAAACAUAUGUAAUAGUCAUUUAAAAUCAAAUUCAAAUCCAUCGCUUUAUGAAUGCCCAUCGUUUGUUGUUUUUUCCGGUGAAACUUUUCACAAAAGUAGAUGAUUAAGCAAACAAUUUUCCUCGGAUUAUUAUGCUGUAAACAAAUUUGUGUGAAAAUUUACCUGUAAAAAUGAGUUUUUUUUAUCAUUAGUGAACAACAUGUAUCAAUAAAGUAAGAAAAUCCAAUUCUUAUGGA
Messenger RNA from Hermetia illucens (black soldier fly), 1953 nucleotides. It is a transcript of the gene HnRNP-K, whose product is annotated as heterogeneous nuclear ribonucleoprotein K. The transcript is spliced from 10 exons. Gene Ontology annotation, molecular function: mRNA binding. Bases 211 to 1638 code for a protein of 475 amino acids. Gene Ontology annotation, cellular component: nucleus; cytoplasm. Gene Ontology annotation, biological process: regulation of mRNA splicing, via spliceosome; regulation of transcription by RNA polymerase II. The record is from RefSeq and is a predicted model, not a curated record. Lineage: Eukaryota; Metazoa; Arthropoda; Insecta; Diptera; Stratiomyidae.